GCCCAAUUUAAAGUGAUUCCGGAAGGUGUAGGUUGGCUUCUAGAGGUCCAACUGGCUGAGGUCAUGGUGAGUUAAGAACAGGCAUUUGUCUCUGUGACUGGCAAAUCCAGCAAGCUAGGUCAGGUAAACAAUCAGGAUUGCUACUGAUCCAAUGACUCAAUCGUGGCCAGAGGAGCCAAACUGGUUUUUGUCGUGGAUGGGAGUUUUGAGACUCCACGAUACAGUGUCGGAGAAUGUCAGGGUUGACGCGGCGGGAGCUUGCGGACUCUGGGAGUUUGUGGGUGGCACAAGCAACGAGGGUGGCGCGGCGCUUCCAUUGAGAGCCGGAAUCCAACGAGACGGGUUCCUGAGACAACCGUCGCUGUGCUGCACGCCGUUGCUGCGACAGUGCCAGCUCCGCAGAUCACAUCAGGGGACCAGACGAAUGCGCCGGUGACGGCUCCAGUGGCGAGCUUCCUGACAAGCACGAGCACUAGCUGGACGACGGUGACGGCCACA
Parathielavia appendiculata is the source of this 498-nucleotide messenger RNA. RefSeq lists its product as uncharacterized. The record is from RefSeq and is a predicted model, not a curated record. Bases 152 to 436 code for a protein of 94 amino acids. Lineage: Eukaryota; Fungi; Ascomycota; Sordariomycetes; Sordariales; Chaetomiaceae. The transcript has a single exon.